UUUACAGGUUAUCCGCUUUAAAACUUUUGACACGUUUACAUUUAUAUCGGAAAAAGGACACACAAGAAAAGGACGUCUUUUGUUCAUAGUGGUGAAUUUCUCUGUUUGGAAAUCUACAUUUGUAACAUGUGGGCGAAAGGAAUUAAUGCAGAAAGUUUAUCGUGUUGUGUCUGACAAUAAUGACAGUCGACAGAUGUGCAAAUGAAUUGACGUACCGAUUUAGAUAAAAACACCAAAUUUUCAAAUAAUAGUUCCAUCUCUCAAAGAGGUAUUUCCACCUGUACAUAGGAAUUCCAGGAAAAUAAAGAUGGGUUCAACUCCAAGUCGAUAUGAUGACAUUUCGAAAAACACGUAUUUGGAACGCUUUUGCAGCAAGGAACCCAUACCUCCGACCGAUCCUUUCUGGAAUCGAUUUCUGUCAUACAACAUACGACCACCUUUAACAAGAAAUGAUCAGAUUGAACUGGAUUCUAGUCUAGAUAUAACAUGCCAACAAUUACUUGUUAACAAUCAAACAACAGGAAACAUAGGUUCUCUGAUAGAAGUCUCCCUUGCGAGAAUGGCCGAGCUUCUUAUAACUAAACAGUCAGAAAACAUUAUGUACGCAUGGCAAACUUAUAACGCAUUAUUUGCAAUAAGAUGCGUUUUGAAGUAUCUUAUCGAAACAGUAGGAGAAGCGGAAAUGGUUCAACACACCGAAAUUCAUGCUGAUUCUUCUGAAAUACAAGAAGCGACACCUUUUCGGUUGCAAGCUUUUUUUGAAACUCUGAGAGAUGUUAUUGUUAACGUACCACUUUGCGAGUUUACUUACCUGGUACAUCUGGAGGCGAUUAAUUGCUUGCUCGUGAUGCUAUCAGUACAAUUAUUUUCACAGACUUCAGCAGAAUACAGUACUAUUUACAGAAUCGUAAUGCACGAAGAACAGAGUGCGAGUGCUCCAAUUGUAGUUUGCACAUUACUUAAUAAUUUUGCUGAGCAAGAACAUGCACCGCCUGGUUUACUUACCCAACAGCCAGGAAGUAGCAUUGUUUUAAGCAUUGCUGCUGGUUUGUGGAAUGUAAUCACAAUGGGAAUGGGAAAUAGUCGAAAAAAUGUACAAAUAAGUAACGGAGGCUCAAGUGAGGAAAUCGAACGAAAGCGCGAUACUGAGACUCCAUUGGCUAGCCAGUCAUUGUUACUUUUACUAGUCUUGACAAAUCACUGGACAACUUCUCAGAAUCCAUAUCGAGAUGCUUUAUUUUCAUUCUCAGAUGUGAAAGUUACAGCUGAUCAUUCCGGAGCACAAUCGCAAAUGAUUCCAUCCUUUAGAUUCAAUUUCAAUAAACUGUACUCAACGAUUUGUAGAAUAAAGAAUACCGACGAAGUGACUCUGCUUCUGUAUAUGCUUCUGCACAGAAAUCCAAGUGUUAAAGAGUAUAUCAUGAAAUGUGCUGAUAUCCAAUUGUUGGUUAUACCAAUUCUGCGGAUAUUAUAUCAUGCACCAGACAACACGUCACAUCAUAUUUAUAUGUCUCUCAUCAUUCUUUUAAUUUUGAGCGAAGAUGAGUUCUUUAACAAGAGAGUUCAUGAAAUCACAUUAAAAGGCAUAAGUUGGUACACAGAAAGAUCCAUUAGUGAAAUAUCUCUAGGGGGUCUUCUAAUUCUCGUAGUAAUCCGAACUAUUCAGUACAAUAUGUUAAAAAUGCGAGAUAAAUACCUGCACACGAAUUGUUUGGCAGCUUUAGCGAAUAUGUCAGGCCAAUUUAGAAAUUUGCAUCCAUAUGUAAGUCAGAGGCUAAUCAGCUUGUUCGAAACCCUGGCAAAAAAGCAUGUUAAAUUAGAGGCAAAAAUACGCGGUCAGCCACUGACAAAUUCCACGGAUGUUAUCAUUAAUACAAAUGGAAAUGUCGCGAAUGCAGACGUGAUACAGGAUCUAACUAUUCUGGAAGAAGUUCUGCGAAUGGUGCUAGAGAUAAUAAACAGUUGUCUGACACAUCAGUUACCUCAUAACCCAAAUUUGGUGUACACGCUUCUAUACAAGAAAGACAUUUUUCAACCCUUCAGAGUUCAUUCCGCUUUCCAAGACAUUGUGCAAAACAUAGAUUCUGUAAUCAAUUUCUUCUCUUAUAAAUUGGAACAAACAGACCAAUCGCAAAUUGGCGUCAGUGAAGUGUUAUCUACCAUACAACAAGGAACUAGUCAGUGGCCAAAGGAUCGUUUGCGGAAAUUCCCAGAACUGAAAUUUAAAUACGUUGAGGAAGAACAACCCGAAGAAUUUUUUAUUCCCUACGUAUGGAGUGUUGUUUGCCAAGGUGCUUUGCUUCACUGGAGUGCCGAAAAUAUCAAAUUAUUCUUGCCAAGUAGCGGUGAACAAACUACAAUUGUGGUUUGCUGAUGGACAGUGGAUUUGUCCUGCUCUAUCGUGGAAGGUUCAAAAUAACCGGAGACAUCCUCGAACCCACAAAUACAAGAAAAAUAUUAUUAAUAAGUAUCACAUCAUGUGGAAUGAAAUGAUAUUUAAAACGCCUGGAUAAAUUUUGUUGUUAAAAUAUGUGAUUCUGUCAAAUCAAAAAUUUGAAGAAUUACAAAAUGCGCAAAUCAUAAAAUACGGGAAAUCGCCCAGUUUUUUUCCGGAUGGGUGGUCACACUGCACACUUACAUCCUAUUGUAUAGUAUUAAAACUUUACUAUAUGAAAUUAAAAACUUUCAGUAUUGACCGCUACCAUUGUGCGACUCCAUCAACAACAAAAAAAGAGAAUAAAAAACUGAACUUCACCUCAAUGAAGUAUCAAAUUUAUCAGUUUGUUUAUCUUGUGCAAUAUCGGUAAGCCAUUCUGUAUUAUAAUAAGAAAAAGUACUAUUAUUUCUGAGCAGGCUCUAAAAUAAUUUGUUACCACUGUUUAAUUUAAUUUAAUGCAAUUCUAAAACUGCUUUUUCCAUACUGUAAAUUCAGUUUCGUCGUUUUCUAAAACUAAAAACAUGUAAACCCGAUUUUUUACUGCUAGUUGUACAUAUAUACAAUCCUAAAUCUAAGCUCGACAGGACUGUUUAAUAAGAUAGUUAUUCAAGAUACACAAUCCUCAAAAUUUGUACAUAAUAUAAUCUUAGCGAUUAUGUAUGAAAUAAGCUAAUAUGCAGCAAAUAAACAAUUUUAUUAUUUAUAACAAAGAA
Belonocnema kinseyi is the source of this 3150-nucleotide messenger RNA. Its product is annotated as dymeclin. The transcript is spliced from 12 exons. Gene Ontology annotation, cellular component: Golgi apparatus. NCBI's taxonomy places the organism in Eukaryota, Metazoa, Arthropoda, Insecta, Hymenoptera, Cynipidae. The record is from RefSeq and is a predicted model, not a curated record. Bases 308 to 2374 code for a protein of 688 amino acids. Gene Ontology annotation, biological process: Golgi organization.